Trypanosoma cruzi is the source of this 1044-nucleotide messenger RNA. RefSeq lists its product as uncharacterized. The transcript has a single exon. The record is from RefSeq and is a predicted model, not a curated record. The coding region runs from base 1 to 1044 and encodes 347 amino acids. NCBI's taxonomy places the organism in Eukaryota, Euglenozoa, Kinetoplastea, Trypanosomatida, Trypanosomatidae.
AUGACGGAGGCGGCAGGCACGUCCCCGGCCACAAUCCGGCAGCCGCAACGAUUGCGAGAUUCUUUCGAUGGAAAUUUUUGCCUUUCUGAUUUGGAUGAGGGUUGCGAGUGGCAGGAAUGGAAGCGACAUGGCGAAAAGCGUGAGCGAAUGGAUGGAGAUCUUAUGGAGCGACACAAGGCUUGUUGGCCCGAGAGUGGCAAAAGGAAAACACGAGUGUCUCUCGACAGCACACAAAUGCCACCUGCGGCAUCCGAAAAUACUGUGGCGACUCAUGAACAGUUGUUGUAUGACGCAAAUUACAGUACUUCAGGUGACAGCGGUCUUAGGGGGGAGGAGUAUAGCAGGAGAAAUCAUUCGGAACCAGUAGCGAGGGGGCCGCAUGUGUGGAAAGGACCACGAAGUGACAUUUUAGAUCUCGACUCAGAGUCCCGUGACGAUGUGGACGCACACUCAUUCAAAGUGACUGACGGUGUUCCAAGGACGACGAAUUCCAAAGCCGUUUUUCCUCGCCCAUUGUUUGAAGAUUUUUCCUCUGCAAGGGAAUCGUGCCACACGAGCAAGUGUUGUGAUUAUAGUGACGGACCACAUUGUUAUAGCACAAGGCCAUUGGGUAAAGUUAAUUCUGCACGUAGCCGCAUCCCGGGGAUAUCCUCAACGCAUCUUAAGACUAAGCCGCGCAACCUAACAGCGUCUCCCGUGCAACCAAAGAGCUUUUGGAUUAAUGUCUGGCCUUGUUUUGGCACCUUCACAUCGUUUGUGUGCAAGCCGACAAGAAUCUUGGUGCACAGUAGUUACUGCUAUAUGGUGCAUGUAACGGAGAAGGCGGGCACGUUGAUGGGCUGCCGACCAGCGCCUAGUGUUCUUUACGAGCCUGACGGUCGUUCAGUGAGGUCGCUUGCACAGCUGUUGCCUGAACAGCACUAUUUGUUAUUCCCAAGCGGGGGUUUUUACCGCAAAGAAGCUGUUCCUGCCGCACUUCUUGAAGAAUUUGUGCGAGCUGCGAAAAUGACGCUCCAACUGCACUCUCAACAUUGCGGCCGCUGA